AUGAGUAUGGUGACAACGUCGAAGCCUGCUACGAUCACCGAGGCUAUUGAUCUGAGUGUAGCACUAACCGAAGAGGCAAUCAGUGCUAACAAGAAGAAAGAUGUGAACCCACCAGCUGAGGUCAAGAGUGUUGUUGAAAACAAAGGAAAAGGGUAUAUGGGCACUCUGCCCAAAUGUGAUGUGUGCCAGUACCAUCAUGCCGGCCAAUGCAGAGUUAGGAAGUGUGAGUCUUGUGGGAAGGUUGGCCAUUCGAAGGAGACAUGCUGGGCUGGUAUUGGCCGUGGUGGUCAGAGAGGUUAUGGCAAUGGAAACAAUAACCGUGGUGGUAAUGGGUAUGGAAACCGCCCUCAAGGAGGAAAUGGCGGUAAUGGUAAUCGUGGUAAUUUUGGAAAUCAAGCUGGUAGUGGAAACCGUGGAGCAAACAACAACCAAGGUGGUAAUGGAAAUGGUAAUGGUCGAGGACUAGGUUGUUUUAAUUGUGGAGAUGUGGGGCACUUCAAGAGAGAAUGA
Molecule: messenger RNA, 510 nt
Organism: Helianthus annuus (common sunflower)
Lineage: Eukaryota; Viridiplantae; Streptophyta; Magnoliopsida; Asterales; Asteraceae
Product: N66 matrix protein-like
Exons: 2
Coding region: 1-510 (169 amino acids)
Molecular function (GO): nucleic acid binding; zinc ion binding
Source: RefSeq, a predicted model, not a curated record